CUUUGUCAUGGUUUCUCGUGGUGCAUGCAUGCUGGAGAUCCUUCAAAAAAUACAUGCAGCCACAAUGAUUCAUCCUAGCCGUUCUUUGCGGUUGAAAAUGAAAUUUCCCAUGAACGGGGGAAAGUACAUGCUUAUGCCCCUCAUUGAUGAGCUAGCUAUAACAAAUAUGUGGGGCAUAACUCAGAUGGAGGAUAUGUCGACGAUUGAGAUAUACAUUGAGAAAUCCUGUGACGCUUAUGGUACUCAAUCAACAUCAAAUGUUGUCGUAUCGACACAUGAUGUCAAUGCAAGGGUGAAUGCAGGGAACUCCUCAAAGGCUCCUGUACUGGACAUGGUUAUACAGGAAGAUGGUAGGUAUUUGCACAACGGUGCAUCAUUUGUGGAUGGACAGGGAAGUGAUGAUGAUGCUGACGAGAACAUCAAUGGUGAUGACAUGACAGAAUCUGAUGAAGAUGAUGGUGAUACUGUCACGGAAACUGCCCCGUCUAGCAACUUUACUAGAAUGUAUGAACUCCGUGAAGGCUUUACUGAUGCGUGGAUGAGUGGAUCAGGUGAGAAAAGGUUUACCCCCAAUGGUGAGUUUGAGGUCGGUCAACAGUUUGACAACAAAGAACAAGUCAUCAAUAUGAUGAGCUUGUAUUCUAUCAAACGGAACCAAUUUUAUCGGGUGAUAGAGUCUGAUAAACACAAGUGGGUGGCACAAUGCAAAAGGAAGAAAGAAAGCGAUUGCCCCUGGAGAAUACGUGCCACAAAGAACAAAGGCAACCUUGACACAUUCACAAUUGUGCGUUAUCCUGGACCUCAUUCUUCUACGUGCGUUGGCAACACCGACACUACCGAUCACGUGGCUUUGACUUCAGAUUUCAUCUCUAAAGACAUUGUUGAGCUUCAUUUGCCUGAUAGAGUAUUGCGACAGUUUGGGUUUGAGCAUGUCGUUCCACGGCCUAUCGACACUUAUGUUGAGCUGCAUAGGCUGGAUAGGCGUGGGAAGCAUACAGAGGAUUGGGCACUCAGACAUGUCUGAUACGUGACUAUGUGGGAAAGGAGAGCUGAGCUAGUUGUGGCUGGGACACCGACAUAUGUGCCAUCUGUUUCAGGAGACUACAUGGGAUGGUAUUACAGCAUCACUCGUUUGUUUGUGUCUCCUUCGUUCAGACUCCCUACUCAUCAUUAUAAGCCUAGCUCCUUGGCUUUGCAUCUUACGACACGAGCUUUGCAGCACAUACAUCAGCGGGCUACUGCCACAGUGACUGAUAGUCAUGAUGUGGACAUGUAUGGACAGGCUCUGACAGGCAUUGCGUCCUUGUGUUCAGAUGUGUUGGGGCGAGUCGACUACGGCCAUCUUAUACACAUGCCCCCAUCUCAGGAGAUGUCAUCCACGUCUAGUGCAGCGGCGACUUCAUCAUCCCAGACGCAGCAUGAGAGAGUGGUUCUUCAACCACGACAGCGGCGUAGGCGUAGACAUGAGCAGCAACAUCUCCAUGACGAAGCUGCCGAUGGGAAC
Messenger RNA from Cuscuta epithymum, 1504 nucleotides. Lineage: Eukaryota; Viridiplantae; Streptophyta; Magnoliopsida; Solanales; Convolvulaceae. The record is from the annotation of a GenBank genome assembly.